Messenger RNA from Meira miltonrushii, 2639 nucleotides. RefSeq lists its product as uncharacterized. Lineage: Eukaryota; Fungi; Basidiomycota; Exobasidiomycetes; Exobasidiales; Brachybasidiaceae. The transcript has 2 exons. Gene Ontology annotation, cellular component: peroxisomal membrane. The record is from RefSeq and is a predicted model, not a curated record. The coding region runs from base 91 to 2325 and encodes 744 amino acids. Gene Ontology annotation, biological process: peroxisome organization.
CCACAUCACAUCGAGCAGAUCACAACACUGAAAGCAAUUGUGAUUGCUUGAUUUGCAUUUACUUUUGUCAAGCUUCAUUUGCACCGGAGCAUGGCAGCAUUUGACCUACCAUUUAACGAUACCUAUUUAUCCUUUUUGCACGAAACCCGCAACGCAAACAAAGCCGCUUUGAAAGCUCAAUUGGCUGAAGUUACGGAACGUGCUAAACGAUAUCGAUACGACGAAAAUCAAGACGGAAUAUUUGGAACAGAUACUUUGCCAAGUUUAACAAUGUCUAGCAAAGCCGAUCAAAAGACAACUUCUUCGCAAGGGCAAAGUGUGCCAGUGUCUGAUAUUGCAAGCGGCACAAGUGCAUCCGAUAGUGCUGUGCUCACUCAAUAUCCUUCAUCGCUUCUUCGUUUGCUGGUCUUGUUGAGUCCGGCCAUCAAUGUUUCCGCUCGAUUUGUUCAUUUGGCAACUUGGACAGGUGGACCGGGAACAGCUUCGCACAGCUUCAUGCUUGUGUUAGCAUGGUGGGCUAUAUGUUUGUAUGGCUAUGAAACCAUUCGCUAUUGCCCUCAAUUGGCUUUAUUGGUCGUUCUUGGAUUCACCGGGAUUGCAAGAGCAGUCGGUAUCACUCAAGGCAAACCUGCCAAACAAACAUUACAUCCAUCUGCUACAUUGGCAUCUUCAGAUACAUUGAAGAAGACAAUCGAUAAUAUCACCGUCCUUGCCGACUUUGUUUCAACUUUUUAUACUUCUCUCGUUCAACCGAUCAGAGACUUGUUCUUCUGGCAUGAUUCUUCGCGGACAUUUGGUUUGGCCGUUUUCUUGAUUUCGUCCUGGCCAGCAUGGUUGUUGCUCUUCAGCGGCACAUUGGCACAAGUUUGGGAUGUCUUGGGACUGAAUGCAGUUACUCGAUCAUUCUAUGUCAACACUUCGCGAGUGGUUGCAUACACUAGUCCGCAUGUCAGAGCAGUAUUCGGUCCAAUCUUGUCUUCUGCUGUUGUCAAAUUUCCAGGCCUGUUUUCACGCCUAGAUCCAGCAUUAGCUCUACUGUCAAAAACCAAUAGCUAUGCCGAUCGAUACGUUGUGCCUCACGUACAUGCUUCUUUAGCCACUUUGGCUCAUCACAUCCCAAACUCCCUCCAACAAGCUUCUGGUCCAAGGAUUGGCGUCUUUCCAAUUUUGGCACUUCGUGUUCGUCAUUUGCUCUUGGUGGGUGGUACGAUUGGAUUGACAUGGUGUUCGCCUUGGUUAGCAUUGAUCCGUCAUGCUUUAUGGCGAAGUGCUUUGGUACGUAGAUCAACACGUUUGACUUGGUCUAUCUUGAGCGGACAAAUCUUCUUUAGCCAUAGCUCUACUUCACCUUUCCAUCAAGGUGGUCGUUUGACAAUCGGACCUCAUGGUGAGCCCAUCCCUCUGACAGAUGCAGCGUUGACUCAGGCAAACAUUGCAAACGGCAGCAUCGAUGGUAUCAAAAGUGAAAAGGGAGCAGAAAGCAAGACGAAUUCGGAUAAGGUCAGACGUCAUGAAGAUGUUGUUUAUCAAUUCACAAUAUUUGAAAACCAACGUUGGUGGAUGGGUUUGGAUUGGACAGCAGCCUUGUUACCUCAAGAGAGACCAAGUUGGGCAGAUGAGAGUAACAAUCCAGUUUCACCACCUGCUUCUUUCUCUCUACCCCAGACAAAGUCAACGUUGAAGCAUACACCUACGUCCAAAGAUGCAAAUGCGUACACGAAAAGAGUUGUGCGAUGGCAAUGGAUCGAUCCCGAAUGGACAGUAGCAGGCAGAGAUCAAAGGCCAUCUGACGCAACUUCAUCGGCCGGUGCCGGAAAUGGAGCAAAUGCUCGUAGGGCUUCGAUCGCAUCUGCUGCCAGUGCAACGAGUGGCAGAACGGAAGAAGGUCAAAAUGCUAAUGAUUUGAUUUCCGAUUCAACUUGGUUAGACGUUGAUCCUGAAGGAUGGCAAUACGGUGAUAAUGGUUGGGAUAAGAUGAGUAAGAAAUCCGGCCUUGGUCGUUAUACACGUAGGAGGAGAUGGGUUCGUAGAGCUAUUUUGGUGGAAUUGGUUCAAACUGAUUAUCAUCCAACGCCAGAUGAAUUGGCUGGUGUGGAAAUUAGUUGUGGAAAGAAUCAACCUUUUUGGUCAAACGGAAGAAAUGACGAAAAAGUGGAAGAAUUACAACAAAAGAAGACGGGAGAAAAUGUUCGUGAACGAUUAGCAAAAGCAGCAGCAAAUGGAUCUAGUAUUGGUACUGCUCAAAAUACGCAAGCAACUAAAUUGCCAACUUCUACGGAAAGUGAUGCAGAUCCAACUGCUACAACAGCUGAGAAAGAAGAGUGAACAAAAUAAAUGCAAUAUCGAUCAUGUAAUGAAGUGUCUAAUAAUACAAUUCCAAAAAGCUCUAUGUAAGUCCUAGAUCCGUUCUAGCAUUCCAUGGUUUUGUGUCUGCUUUUGUUCCUUUGCGGGAGUGUGCUUUUCCGAUACUUUCAAUCUUGCCAAAGACUCGCAAGAAGUUCCCGCUCACCAAGCCUUUCAAUUCGGCCUGUGUCCAUCCUCUGCUUGCUAAUUCAGACAAUAGGUUUGAAUACUUUGAUACGUCCUCCAGUCCACUGAUCGGUUCUUGAAGGAAUCCAUCAAAGUCUGACCCAAUAGCC